GCACCUCAUGCUAUGCGGCAGGCUGCGCCCCUUCAGUCAACGAUGCCCCUCAUCCCUGAUGAGUCCAACGUCGCGUCGCACCAUAAUGGUCCCUCUCCACUAGAGCGCGUGCCCGUCCGGAAUCCACAGUCAUCGUCGACUGUCCACAGUCGAGAAACAUCCGCUGCCAGAGGGAGGCCGGGCGAUACCUCCGUCUCGGGUCUCUCGACGCUACAAUCCCAGCAACGCCAUCGCGGCCAAUCCCAAUCGAAAAGUCCUGAACCUAGCUCUGCUCGUCCCGGUCCUGGAUACGAACCAAACAUAGAGAGGAGACCGUCCAACUCAUACGGCCACCACCGUCAGACCUCCAUCGUGCAUGGCAUCCAGCACUCGCGGAACCCGAGCUUCGCCGCCUCUUCCACCACCGCAAACCCCUUGAGUCCGGAGAUAAUCGCAUCGUUUGGCCGCAGUGGCAGUUCGGAGGCGGAGUCGACACUAGCUGGCCGUCUGGAGCAGCCUGAUCAGCAGACAAGUUAUACUAGUCCAGGGAGCAAUGGAACAAGCCACGUGCAGCCGCCGGGCUUGAGUACGAUCGAGGAUAAUGAUACGGAUGAGCCCAGUGCCGCGCAGCCCAGGAACCCUACACAUCGAAAAAUGGUAUCAACAAACGGGAGACCACGGCGGGAGCAAUCGCACGCCCGAACCACCUCGAAGCAUCAUCAUCACCAUCCACCGGAAUCGAAGACCGUGGGUGAAUAUGCCCUGCACCAUCUCUUCAACUCAUUCGUCGGCCAAGCCGACAAUAAGAUCAACCAAUGUAUAAUGAAGCUUGGGGAGCUAGAAGCUCCUGUGGAGGAAGUUUGUGGGCCAGGAGCAGAUCCCACCUUCGAUCAGCUCAUAUCGGCUCUUGGUCAUAUCGCACGUCAGAAGCCGAAGCCUUUGAUCGAUACGAUCAUGUUCUGGCGGAAAGCGAAAGGCGAAGCCGCGAGUAUGGCCAAGCAGAUGGCUACUCAGAAACCACCGCCUUUAGACCAUGGGUUGAUAAUGCGGCGUAAUACAGAACCUUCUCCAACAGGCGAAUCUCAUCCGACGAACGGGGAUUCUACGCAUCCGCCGCACACACUUCUCUCCAGACAUGAAGAUGUAAUCCUAGCGGAGCGUCGAGCUACCGUGUCGGUCUACCUGGUGUGUAGAGUCUUGAUCGAAAUAUUUCACCAGAGCACUCUGUCCGCGAUAACUAUUGAGAUGGCGGAGCGCUUGGAAGACAUUGUCUUUGGCCAGUUGAAGACCGUGGAUCCAGAUCAAAUUGCUGCUUCACCGCUACGAAUGGCCAAUUGGAGGAUCUACGGACAGUUGCUCGGAAUCAUGAGCGAGACGAACUUUACAAGCGUGACAAAUAGGUUCCUGAACGAGCUCGAACGCUACCAGAAGGACGAGCCUCUUCGCGGCCCAUCGAAAGAUGCUGAUGCGAAGGUGGAACUGCUGGUUCUUGGGAUGCGGCACGUUCGCAUCAAGACAUACCCCGACGAUGUAUGGAGUAGAUCCUGCGACUUUAUGCGGUCACUGGCGCGGCUCUUCGUGAACGCUCAUGGCCAACGGAUCAAGCAAGCAUACUGCUAUAUAUUCGAGAAGCUACUACUCCCGGUGGCAGAGAACCCCGCUUGCGACCUAUCUCACCCCAAAUGGAAGGAAUUCCUGGAAUUGGUUCAGCCUAGAUUGGCGCAAUUGCUCACGAAACCGCGCCACUGGUCGUCCGGUUUCCCUCUGCACAUCCUGCUCUUAUGCGUGUCGUCAUCUUUCUCUUCCCAGUGGCUCUCCAUCAUUAUGAGCCUGCCUCCGAAAUUGAAAGAUCGUCCGACUAGAGGUCCAGCACUUCAGGCUAUGUGCCGCCUACUCUGGACCUACCUGUUUCGAUCUCCCGAUAACCCUACCACUGCCUUGAAGAAGGUCGAGGAAGUAGUCAAGGUUGCACUGCCGGCUGGGAGACGCACGUACUUGACAACGGAACCAUCGGUGGCAGAGCCCCUUGUACAGCUAGUCCGGAUGAUUGGUUUCAAGCAUCCUGACCUGUGCUUCCGAAAUAUUAUUUUCCCUCUUAUAAACUCCGACCUGAUUCUUUCUGGAAAAGAACUAAAAAUCGAACAAAUGGAACCCGAAAAGGUGGUUAUCGGGAUCCGUUCGUUCCUGGCCAUAAUGAGCGAUCUCGAGAACAGCAGUCAGCUCUAUCCUCCUUUCCCUCAGGGCUCCAUGGCGAAUACUUUCACCGACGUGCCGAUAUCGUCGCAGAUCCAUCGGGCCCAGUUCCUCACGGACCCAAGGCUCUCAACCACACUCGAGAACAAGGAUGAUCUGUUGUCCCGCCCGGUCAAUAUAAGCAAGUUGAGUGAUAAAUCCAGAGAACACUACGUUCGCUUCUGUGAGAUCCUAGGUAAGAUCACUCUGCUCUGCGACAAUACGUUUGGUGGCCAGGCUGCGCUCGAUGAGAAGUUCAGCGGGUCGACACCAAAAACGCCUAUUUCUGAGGCCUUUAGUUUUACAAGGAGAGAUGAUCACUCCGCUGGCCCAGAUCAGAAGCAGAGCUUCUACGACUUGCUGCACGUGGCAGUGCAGGCUCUGCCUCGCUGCCUAUCCGAUCAUAUUCCGUUCAAUUCGCUCAUCAACCUCCUCUGCACCGGAACCGCCCAUGUCCAAUCCAAUAUCGCCAUUUCAUCCGCAGAGUCCUUGAAGUCAAUUGCACGCCAAUCCCAUGCGCAGCAGGUUACCAUCGGCUUCGCACGCUUCAUAUUCAAUUUUGAUGCGCGGUACUCAACCAUGUCCGAUGAGGGUAUGCUUGGGCCGGGCCAUAUCGAGUCUACUCUGCGGCUUUAUGUCGAACUACUACGGAUCUGGAUCGAGGAGAUCAAGCAGAAGUCAAAAGAAGCGGCGGCGGCAGAGCCCACGGAUAAAAACGGAUCUGGAAGUCGAGCGUUGAAACUCGACCUCUCCAGCGUGCUUGCACAUGUUGAGGAGAUUGAGUCCCAUGGUCUCUUCUUCUUAUGCUCACAGUCUCGAAGAGUCCGCGCUUUUGCAAUCACUGUCCUGCGGCUUGUCACAGAAUUUGACAGUGCCCUCGGAAAAGAAAACACCAGGGUUAUCCGGAUUCUUGAGGCGGACUCUCAGCAGAUACUCGAUUUGAACGACGAGCAGCUUACGAUAGCUGAAAAGAGUCGACUGCAGAAGGGAAAGAGAAGAAGCACGUUGCAAAAUACGUUGAUCGAGCUCUGCAGCAGUGAGGUAUCGUAUGACUCGACGCUCUGGUCCAAAGUGUUUCCGAACAUUAUCCGCAUCAGUUUCGAUACAUGCCCGUUUGCCGUCACUCUGAGCCGUGAGAUUGUAUGUGCGCGACUGGUGCAGAUGCACAAGAGCAUUGCUGCGCUGGCUGAGAGUCCUCGUGGUCCUCAGUAUGCACCGAUGGACCUUGGCAAUGGGCGUACGCUCGGCCGGAAUAACGCGGCCGCUGAGAUCCUGAUCGAACAGUGGAAGCUCUAUCUCGUAAUGGCUUGCACAACUGUGAAUACUGUUGGUGCCCAAUCUCAAAGUCAGCUGGCUAAUCAGCAUGCCCGCAAAGCCUCCAAAGGAGGGCAGCAAGCACAGGACAAGAUUAGCUCCGCGAGGGCUCUCUUUGCCUUUGUCAUCCCCUUGCUGUCUGCUGAGCCGGACUCAAUUAGGAAUGCGAUAGUAGUCGCACUUGGCUCUAUUAAGAAGAAUCUUUAUCGCACCUUGCUGGAAUCAUUGCAGUAUGCUGUCACCACGUGCAAUGAAGAGGCCAAGGUCCGUAUUGGUGCUCACCAUCGGACACCAAGCAGCCCACGUCGCAAUCGCAGGACGGACCGACUGCGCACUGAAGUGACACACGUCUACAAAUUAACGUCGCAUUUUCUGAAGGAGCCGGAGGUAUACAAUGACGACUGGAUCGUUAAUAAUCUAGUCACCUAUACCAAGGAUCUACGGAUCUUCCUGAGUGACGUUGAAGUGCAGAAUGACUGGGAGUUCCAGAAACUCCGGUUUCACUACUGCGGCUUGAUGGAGGAACUCUUCGAAGGCAUCAACCGAACUAAGGAUCCAUCUCGCUGGCUGCCUUUCGAAUCAAGAAAAUCGGCAUUUUCUCUGAUGGAGGACUGGUGUGGCUAUUCCCCCAACCAAGCCCAGAUCUCCCAGCGGGAAGAGAAUAUGCGGAAGUUCGCGCUAGCCCAUCAACACGAGACCGGGGAGAUACGAAACACGGCUGCCGCGAUGGAGAUCGAGAAGAAGAAUCUGCGGGCAGCGGCGCUCAGUGCUAUGGCAUCCCUUUGUGCCGGGCCGAUCAGCAUCACAACGGAAAGCGGCUCUGUCCUGCAGUUUGACGUGGGCCGGAUGCUAUCAUGGAUCGAUAUCAUUUUCAACACGGUCAGCGACAAGUGGCAUACGAUCGGCCGACGAGCGCUGAAGAACCUGAUCACCCAUAACAAGGAAUACCCUUACCUGUUAGAGCGCUCGGUCGAGAUGUGCUAUAUCAGCGAACGCCCCAAGGCCCUAGAGAGCUACUUUGAAGUUGUCACGGAGGUGUUGAUCGAGCACACUGAUUAUCCGCUAGCGUUCUGGCGGAUCCUGGGUGCUGUGCUCUUCACACUGGGCAAUCAGAAACGCGAGAUCCGAAUGAAGUCGGCCAGGCUCCUGCGCACGUUAGAGGAACGCCAACAGAAAAGCUCGCGGUUACAAGAUUUUGACAUCAGUAUCUCCGAUAAGACCACGGCCGUCUACAAGCUAGCACAGUUCGAGACGUCGAAACGGCUGGCCAAGCAGCACGCCGAUCUGGCGUUCACGAUCUUCUCCGAGUUUUCCUUGCAUUUCCGCAAUCUCCAACCCGACAGCCAGCGCAACAUGGUAGCGGCAAUCCUGCCCUGGAUUCAGACGAUGGAGUUGCAGAUCGAACCCAGUGGAGCUCCAACGGCUCGGUCCUACAUGCUUCUGGCCAAUCUGUUCGAGAUCACCAUCCGAUGCAGCACGAUCCUGCCCAACGAGGUUCAAGCACUAUGGCAGGCGCUUGCAACUGGACCGCAUGGCGGAAACGUGCAGCUGGUCCUUGACUUUAUUAUCAGCCUCUGUCUGGAGCGCAAAGAACAGAACUUUGUCGAAUACGCCAAGCAGAUCGUGGUGUUCUUGUCAGGCACUCCGGCUGGAUCCAAGGUCAUCGAGUUCUUCCUGUUACAAGUUAUUCCCAAGAACAUGGUGCAGGAAAGAAAAGAAGUCAUCUCGACGCCGCCAGAGACCAAGGGGCUUCCUUAUGUUGCCGAUCUGAGCAGCGUGCUGCCAGUUGGUAACAAGCAGGCGGGUCUGUCACUUGGGCAAGUUGCGCUUAUUUUCCUUGUGGACUUGAUGGUGGCGCCAGUUACGCUUGGCCUGGACAGCGUCAUCAAGCUUCUACACGUUGUCUUGAUCCUCUGGGAUCAUUACACGCUGACCGUCCAGGAACAAGCUCGAGAGAUGCUUGUCCAUCUGAUCCACGAACUGAUCGCGUCGAAAAUCGAGGACGAUGCGCCCGCCGACGCUCGACAGUCGAUUGAGGAUUUCGUCGAGUCGAUCCGGAAGAGCGACCCGGCGGUUAUCUGGGAAUACGAGGAUAAUAAUGGGAAACAUGACCGUGAUGACGUGAGUCGAGUGCCUUCUGCGAUGACUCGGGUCACGCGUGAAGUGAUCAACUUCUUCAGCUUCGCCUACGAAGGGGUUGGGGAUCUCUGGGCCAAAGAGGCUCUGAACUGGGCGACCUCAUGCCCGGUGCGGCACCUCGCAUGCCGGUCCUUCCAGGUGUUCCGAUGCAUCUCGACUUCGUUGGACUCGAGAAUGCUUGCCGACAUGCUGGCGCGGUUGUCUAACACGAUUGCAGACGAGGAAGCGGAUUACCAGACCUUUUCGAUGGAGAUCUUGACAACUUUGAAGGUCAUUAUCGAUUCUCUUGCGCCGGCAGAUCUGAUGCGAUAUCCGCAGCUCUUCUGGACUACGUGUGCCUGUCUCAAUACGAUCCACGAGCGAGAGUUCAUGGAGAGUGUGGGGAUGCUGGAGAAGUUCCUGAACAAGGUGGAUCUGGGCGACCCGGCCGUGAUCACGAGGCUUCUCGAGAGUCAGCCUCCCAAGUGGGAGGGGGGAUUUGACGGGAUCCAGGAUCUGAUCUACAAAGGACUGAAGUCGUCCGAGUCGUUCCUCAUCACGCUGGAUCUGCUCCAGCGGUUGAUGAGACUGCCGAACAAUGCAUUGGUUGGGGACAGUAACCGCCUGCUCUUUACGACCUUGGCCAAUCUGCCGCACUUCCUAUACCACUACGACCUUGAAAAGAGCGACCCGGCGAUCCUUGAUCGCGCCAAUCUGUUGGCGACGGUAGCAGAACGGCAGAACUGCCCGCGGCUGGCGGCCUCGUUGGUGGGCUUUGCCAAUGGACAAUACAAAUCCGCGCGCGACUUCCUGGACCACAUUGUGACGGAGAUCAAGGCCUACUUCUUCCCGGAGCAAGAUGUGCAGAGUCUGGUGUUCACCAUGGGCCUUUUGACGAACGCCACGACGUGGUUCCGGCUCAAGACGAUGCAGAUCCUGUGCGUGAUGAUCCCGGAGAUCGAUAUGCGGCGCAACGAGGUGACGUGCCACGGACCCGAUCUGAUCUCGCCGCUGCUGCGUCUGCUGCAGACGGAUCUGUGCCGGGAAGCGCUGCAGGUGAUGGACCACAUCAUGACCGUGUCCGGCAACCCGAUGGAGCGACAUCAUCUGCGCAUGAGUAUGGCGUCGUCGACGUCCUCGCGGGCGAUCCGCAAAGAGUACGAGCGGGUGCAGAGUCUGUACGGCAUCCCCGAGCCGACGGGCUGGUCGAUCCCGAUGCCGGCGGCGCAGUCGGCCAUCACACGAAACAACGUGCACGCCGUCUUCUAUACGUGCGCGGAGACGGAUCGCAUCGAAACGCCUGUCACGGAGGCGCCAGAGGUGGCCUUCCACGCCGACGACUACGGCGACGCCUUCUUCCCGAUGCGGGCGGACACGAUGAAGUCGAUCGACACGCAGACGGACGGCAACAUGGGCGACAUCGUGCAGAAGCUGGACAGCCUGGACGACUUCUUCGAGGAGACCGAGCUGAGCCAUUCGUCCAUGUCGGACGCGACGCUGCGCGGCUUUUCGGGUGGAUUUCCCGACACGAGCGCGAAUCUGUACGAUCAGCAAACGGCGCCCAUCCUGCGCAAGUCGCUGGCGCGGACAGCGUCGACCUCGUCCUUCCACAACGGGCUGGCGGAAUCCCGCCCAUCGACGUCGCGGAUGGACGGCUCACUGCUGAGCGCGACCCCCGGCCAGCCGCUGCAGCAGCAGCAACAACAACAACAACUGCUGCUGCAGCAAUCGCUGAACAACAUCCGGCCGUCGAUGCACAUGCGGUCGGUGACCUCGCCCGCCAACAAUCUCUUCUCGCCGACAUCGCAGAUGACGACGCCUCCCAGCGGGUUCAACGAGGUGGCCUUCUUCUCGGACGACGAGGCGGAGUCGCUGUCGGAUAUGGACGACCGGUUCGGGCUGGGGACGCCCUCGGUGUCGGUGGCAGCGGCGCCUCCCACGCGCAACGUGUCGGACGGGCCUUUCUCGCUGGAGUCGAUGAUCCGGAGUGGGAUGCGACGACUGACGGGCGGCACGGCCAACAAGGACAAGGAGCGGCAUCGCGAUCUGCUGCGGGCACAGCAUCGGGCUCUGGCGCAGACGGCCAACUCACCGCGGGUGCCCAAGGUGCCGCAGGAGUAUCUGUCGGGGCCGACCAGCAGUCCGACGUCGCCGGGACAGUAUUGAGGGGUUCUGUCUUGCAUUUUUGUUUGUCAAUUUUUCUAUCUUCAUUUUGGCUGAUGGAUCAAUGCUCUUUUUUGAGAAUGGCUUCGGAACCUGGAAGUUUCUUUUGUUAUGGGUCCGGCUGUAUGGCUGUAUGGUUGUGAUGUUUUUGAAUGGAGUGCUCGGGGGAAUCAUCUGCUACUUAUUAUUGGCGUCCUUCAGAAGAGAGAGCAUGGCGUCUUGCGGUGCAGUUGUUAUGUUGUUCCUGGCGA
Paecilomyces variotii is the source of this 8057-nucleotide messenger RNA. Its product is annotated as fry-like conserved protein. The record is from RefSeq and is a predicted model, not a curated record. The transcript has 4 exons. NCBI's taxonomy places the organism in Eukaryota, Fungi, Ascomycota, Eurotiomycetes, Eurotiales, Thermoascaceae. The coding region runs from base 13 to 7809 and encodes 2598 amino acids. Gene Ontology annotation, biological process: cell morphogenesis. Gene Ontology annotation, cellular component: site of polarized growth; cell cortex.